Messenger RNA from Tachysurus fulvidraco (yellow catfish), 3502 nucleotides. RefSeq lists its product as uncharacterized. Gene Ontology annotation, biological process: T cell costimulation; cell surface receptor signaling pathway; negative regulation of T cell proliferation. Bases 81 to 2108 code for a protein of 675 amino acids. The transcript has 18 exons. The record is from RefSeq and is a predicted model, not a curated record. Gene Ontology annotation, cellular component: external side of plasma membrane. NCBI's taxonomy places the organism in Eukaryota, Metazoa, Chordata, Actinopteri, Siluriformes, Bagridae.
UGGGGUGAGGGGGAGGGGGCAUACAGGUACAUGUUACCCAAGUGAAAGAGAAAGGUGUUUGUGUUGUUUUCUUCACAGAAAUGGGGACUGUUCUGAAAAUGUACUUUUAUUUGUUGCUGAUAGUUUUCAUCUGUGACGGGUUCAAUGUCCACGGCCCACCUGGUCCUCUCAUUGUUCGGCUUGGAGACUCAGUGAUGCUGCCCUGCUUUGUGGAAACUCCUCUUCCAUUGGAAGAUCUUGAAGUGGAAUGGAAAAGAAAUGACAGUGAAACUCUUGUGCACUUGUGGCAGGAUGGAGAGAGUCGACCAGAGUCUCAGAACCAGCAUUAUCAUGAAAGAGCUAAUUUCUUCACAGAAGAGAUCGCUCAUGGAAACUUCUCCCUCCUGCUUACAGAUGUGACCAGUAAAGAUGCAGGAGUUUAUAAGUGUGCUGUUUACACAAAGCUGGAUUCUGGAGAAACUCUGAUUGAAAUAAAGGAGAUUGAGCGCUUGAUCGUCUCUGGAGCCCACAUUAUAUCUGCAUAUGCAGGUGAAGAUAUCACUCUGAAUUGCUCUGUAGACUCUCAUAUCACACCAGAAGAUGUGUCAUGGAAGAAAACUGAUGAAGAUAUCUUAGUGCUGCUCUAUCAGCAUGGUGAGAUCCUGACAGACUCGACCGGUGAGAGAUAUGUGGACAGAGUAGAUUUCUUCAGUGCUGAAGAACGAAACAAAGGAAACUUUUCUUUGAGACUGAAGAAUGUCCGAACAGAAGACAAAGGGCUGUAUAUGUGUUUAGUGUUCUCUGGUGUAUUAUCAGCUAACACAACUGUGGAGAUACAGCAGCUGAGUCUUUCCUUUCUGCAUAUUGCAAUUUUAAUUUUGUGUAUUCUUGGAGUUGUAAUCGGAUCACUUAUACUAGGCUUCCUAUCUUACACAUCUUAUAAAAAGGAAGAGGACAGCAGCGGAAGAGCCCUAGCUAUACAGUGUGCACAUGUCCUUUGUCCUAACAUUAUUAUGACCAUUGUCUUCAUCCUCUGGGGUUUCACUGAUGGGUAUUUUACUGAAGCAGCAACUUGUUCAGCACUUAAUUUUGCACGGAUCCUUUUCCUACUUUGGAUUGCUCUCGAUUUGAAAACAUUUCCAGAUUUUCCCAAACGAUUAAUUACCAACUUGGCAAUUCUACUACAGUACACUGUGAUAACUGUUGCUGCUUAUUCUUCUAUUUUUGUGGAUAUCUACUAUAGAUUCAGCACUGAAAUGAAAGUGGCUCUGAUCAUUGUGCUCCUGCUGCUACUUAUUCCUCUUCUGAGUCAUUUUGCUAUAGUAUGCUGUAAAAGGACUACAGAAAUUAAUCCACACAGGAUUUACAGGAUUACAGAACUCAUUGAUAUUCUACGCAUAAGUUUUUUUACAGUGGGAUUGCAAAGAAGUGCGAUUGGGGAAUUAUUUCCACUCUUCAUUUUGGCUUUGUUAUAUUUUCGUGCUUUUUUCACGUUUCUGAGUUAUUUAUUCCAGAUAUCAUUGUGGUUGCUCCUGGAGUUUGUUAGAGCCUCAGGGUCGAUCUACAUCCAUUAUAAUUUGGAUAUUGAUGUGAAAGAACGUGACGCAUUGGUCUGUGUGACUACAUUCCUCCAAGUCUUGUCCCUGAUUACACUGUUUACAUAUCUAAACGAUUCAAAAGCGACACAGCGAGGUCAUUUGGUUGUGUUCAUGUUUGGUACAGUGGGGGUUGUGUUUGUGAAUGCUGUUGUGUUAUCAGUAGAGCUGAUCCUAAAAGCACGAAAUGGUGAGCGUACAGUGGAUCUGCGACUUAUUCUCCUACCGACUGAAAGUGUAUUUGCUGCGUGCUACACUGCUUUACUAAUAUCUGCUUUCUGGAAGGAUAACAGAGAAGAGUAUGUGUGUAUUUUUAAGGGAUAUAAAUAUACAGAACAAUUUAUUUUACUUGUCAGUUUUGUUCAGAAUGAAGACAUGAUUGUUUUUUAUUCUCAUUAUUACAGGUUUAGAGAAGACAUAGAGAAGCUGCGACAGAAAUGUGUGUGUAAACAGAGACAGAGGGAUUCACCUCCACAAAGUAAUGAACAUGAACUGGAGAGUCUGGCUUCUGUUCCUCAGCCCUCAGGAUCUUAGCAGGAAUAUUCUAGUAAUAAAGUGGACAUCGAGUGUCUCAACAAACCCAAACCAUCACCCCUCCACCACCACGCUUCACACUUGGUUUAAUCUGCUUUAUAGCUCUAUAGGUGACAUGAUGUUGCUUUUGGGGUUUUAUUUAUGACUGAACAUUAAACAGUCUGACAUUGGACUGAAUUUGCUGAGACACUCACUAAUGAAACAUACAGAGCAUCUGUAUUAAAGGUUCUCCUCACAUGUAAACAGUCCUUCUAACUGUAGAAUGGUGAAUCCUGACUUCUGGCUGUUGUCCUUUCUCCUUGGUAUGAUGUAGACUCACACCCGAGUGCUCCAGAACCCCAAACUGACCAAAGUUCUGCUUUUAUACACGUAGUCACACAUCACUGAUGAUGAAAUAAUGUUGUGGAUUUCAUUAGUAACCUGCCUGCUAAUUACUCUGCAGGAAGUAGGAAGGGUUGUACUUUGGGAGAAAAAUUAUUAACUGAGGUUAUUUGUUUCUUUAUAGAUGUUAAUGAGAACCACACAAUUAUUAUUUAGGCUCUGAUACAUAAAAAUAUAGAAUUGAAGUUAGGUGUCAUUUCCCCAGAACUCUGCACUGGUUUUAUCAUUUCAAAGUUUUUUUAAAUGCCUGUAAUGUGUUAUAUUUUUUUAGUUAUUUUUUUAUUAGGUUAUUAUUAUUAUUUUUUUUACAAUCCUUAGUGUGAUACUUAAAUGUGAAUCUCUUGUCUUCGUGUUUGCUUCUCCAAUAUAAUUGUUUUUAUUAUUUAAUUGGCGGGAAUUAUGACUUGAUUUAUUAAUUAAUUGACUAUUUUGCGACAUAGAGUACAGAUAAGGAUUUAAACUCUGUCAUUUAAAAAAAUUAUUUUACUGUUUUAUUCAUCUGCCACAUUCACCUUUAUUUAUGACACGAUAGUCCGUUAUCAGAUAUCUGUGUAUAAAUAUUCAGGGAUAAAGUUUUCUAUUCGUUUAUGGAGCUCAGAAAUGAUAUUUUUAUAUACAGAGCAAAACGAUCAGUAUACAUAUUAUCUAAGUAUUUCAUGUAAGAGUGAUGAGUGACAGGUACGAAAAGUAAAAAAAACAAAAACUAUUUCUAUAAUUGUGUAUACCGUUCAUUACAUAAUGUUCUGUGUGUUAAAACACUGAAUUUUUAAUAUAACAUUUUUUUGUAAAUGUAUAUAGUUAUUUUCUUUUACUUUUUAUAUGAUUCAGUGUGUACAGAAUAAUAUUUUGUGUAACAGAAAUACAGUAUUUCAUGUUGCUUUUGUUCUACUUUAUUAUUGUUACUAAAUCUCAUGUGCUGGAUCUAUAAUAUAUUCAGCCAUAUGAGUGUGGAGCUUCCUGGUUUGUUAUAAUAAUAAUGAAACAUAAAUAAAUUCAUUUAUAUUGUUUCAUCA